AUGUUCUUUGGAUUACUUCAAGCUUAUAAAUCGCAGUCACAGGGGCUGUACGCCCCUCUGGACAAGGGAUGCAGUGACGACGAAGAUACAGAAGCGCUUCCAAUCCGCCAAAACGGCCGCUCCCAACUAAUCAAGAGACUACUCCUAGUUUUUGUCGUCGCUCAGGUCAUUUUCCUUCCAGUUGGGGCGGUUCUAUGGUAUCUGGGGCGCGACGAACCUAUGAACAGAGCCUUGAAAGAUGUAUCAUUCUACUCCCCUCUUCUGAAUAGAAUAAAUAUACCUUUAGCGUUGCGUUUCGAUGAACCACAGACAAUUGUCGGCGGUAGCGGUGAUAUGACCUGGGGAGCUCAACCGAACCCGGAGAUUGACAAGAUGUGGGCGGACAUCACCACCGAAUCUGCCAUCGCUGUGACGGAAUCGGACAUCGUUGGUAUGAACAAAGAUCCCUCGGUUGCUGUGCAGCUACCCGAGCAGUAUCACUUCGGCGACGAAAAGACAUAUCUAGGGCACGCGCUCGUUUUCCACCGGCUUCACUGCCUAAAUUAUAUUCGAAAAGCGCUUUACAAAGAUUACUAUUAUCCAAAUGGCACAGAGGAAAUUCCAAUGCAUGAACACCAUAUCGCACACUGCAUAGCGAUGGUACUGGAUCAUAUCACCUGUGCAGGGGAUCCUGGAGUCUAUGGUAAGCUUAUUCAAGUGUACCAAUGGUAUGAACAUACCGAAAUUCCUUUACCUGAUGCCAAUACUUGGGGCAAGUGCUGGGAUUUCAAAGGCUUCCGGAAGGAAUUCGACAAAAUUGCUUUGAGAGACUUGAAUCCUCAUGAGAUGUUCAAGCCGCCUGGAGCAAAAUCAGUGAAAGAGCGUAACAACCUUCAAGAAAUCAUAUAUCAGACACGUCAAAAGCAGCCUAGUCGCAGUAUAUAA
Colletotrichum truncatum is the source of this 924-nucleotide messenger RNA. RefSeq lists its product as uncharacterized. NCBI's taxonomy places the organism in Eukaryota, Fungi, Ascomycota, Sordariomycetes, Glomerellales, Glomerellaceae. Gene Ontology annotation, biological process: mycotoxin biosynthetic process. The record is from RefSeq and is a predicted model, not a curated record.